Molecule: messenger RNA, 1680 nt
Organism: Lepus europaeus (European hare)
Lineage: Eukaryota; Metazoa; Chordata; Mammalia; Lagomorpha; Leporidae
Gene: NUP43
Product: nucleoporin 43
Exons: 8
Coding region: 49-1191 (380 amino acids)
Cellular component (GO): nuclear pore outer ring
Molecular function (GO): protein binding
Source: RefSeq, a predicted model, not a curated record
GAGGCGCGCGCCGCGCUGCUUGCUGUGCCUGCUGCUGUUCCUUUCAGCAUGGAGGAGCUGUAUGCCAAGUUUGUGUCUGAGAAAAUCAGCAAAACCCGCUGGCGGCCGGUGCCUCCGGGGAGCCUGCAGACCGCCGAGACCUUCGCCACGGGCUCUUGGGACAAUGAGGAGAAUCACGUUUCACUGUGGUCUAUCGGAGAUUUCGGAAACCCGGACUCUGAUGGAAGCUUAGAAGGAGACCAUCGACUGUUGUGUGACAUCAGACACCAUGGCGACGUCAUGGACUUACAGUUUUUUGACCAGGAAAGAAUUGUAGCUGCCUCAUCAACAGGAUGUGUAACAAUUUUCCUUCACCAUCCAAAUAACCAGACUCUAUCAGUCAGCCAGCAGUGGACAACAGCUCACUAUCACACAGGUCCUGGCAGCCCUUCCUACUGCAGUGCACCUUGCACAGGGAUUGUGUGCGAUAACCCAGAAAUUGUCACAGUUGGAGAAGACGGUCGCAUAAAUCUCUUCAGAGCGGAUCAUAAGGAAGCUGUGAGAACCAUAGACAAUGCAGAUAGCAGUACGCUCCAUGCUGUCACCUUCCUUCGCACUCCUGAGAUUCUCACGGUAAAUUCAAUUGGACAAUUAAAAAUAUGGGAUUUCCGACAACAAGGAAAUGAGCCCUCUCAAAUAUUAUCACUGACUGGUGACCGAGUGCCACUCCACUGUGUCGAUAGACAUCCCAACCAGCAGCACGUUGUAGCGACCGGUGGCCAGGACGGAAUGUUGAGUAUUUGGGAUGUUAGACAAGGUACCAUGCCUGUGUCGCUGCUGAAGGCUCAUGAGGCUGAGAUGUGGGAAGUUCACUUCCACCCCUCCAAUCCCGAUCAUCUCUUCACGUGUUCUGAAGACGGAUCCCUCUGGCACUGGGAUGCCUCCACAGACGUCCCUGAAAAAUCAUCACUCUUUCAUCAAGGAGGAAGAACUAGUACUUUUCUGUCUCAUAGCAUUAAUCACCAGGCUAAUGCUCACCAGUCUCUUACAAGUUCCUGGCUCAGCACCGAUCCUGCAAAAGACCGAAUUGAAAUCACCAGUUUGCUUCCCAGUAGGACUUUGUCUGUGAACACUCUGGAUGUUUUAGGUCCUUGUCUUGUUUGUGGAACUGAUGCAGAGGCAAUUUACGUUACCAGACAACUGUUUUCCUGAAAGUGUGCAACUACAAGAUUUCAGGUACAGCGUUCAGUUAGCCUUUUGAAACCCAACCUGUGUACUAAGUUUUAUUAUCAGAAAAUGUGAGAUUUGCAGCAGAAAUAUCAAUAAACUAUUGUUAACAUCUAUGUUCAGUUUUGGCUUUGUUAGUUGGAUACUCUCCCACAGCAGGUACAGGAUCUGAUAAAUGGCUGAUGGUAAACAGUUUGGAACAUGUGCACGAACAUCAGAGGGACCCUUGUGCUGAUGAAUAUGUGCCUUCAAACAGCCUGUUAUUGACAGCUCAUGGCACCUCUUCAUUAUGGACGUUGUGGAGCUUAACACUGUCAAGCCACCACUGGGUUCCAGUAGUCAACAGUGUAGGAGUAUACCCCUCCGUGGUGGCAUUAGCCAAUAAUGACAUUCUUCUGGCAAAUAUUUUCCUCAGUCUUUUCACAUUUUAUUUUCUUAAUAAUUUUAAUAAACAUUUUCAAGGUGAAUAGAGCA